Molecule: messenger RNA, 2116 nt
Organism: Tribolium castaneum (red flour beetle)
Lineage: Eukaryota; Metazoa; Arthropoda; Insecta; Coleoptera; Tenebrionidae
Exons: 3
Coding region: 334-1932 (532 amino acids)
Source: RefSeq, a predicted model, not a curated record
CAAGAAAUUGUCCGGUGUAACAAUAUGUUUGACUGAAUUAAGCAUUUGAGUAUGAAAUUAAUUAAAUUAACGAAGUUUCAUUCGUUAAUUGUGUUAUUUUUUGCCAAAACGAUUGUAAAAUAACCUGGUGUGAAAGUGAGAAAUGAAAAUCCCCUAGAUUUGAAAUAACAAUUUUCGAGAAUCAAAGUUUGGGUCCUGUAAAUUUGCGUGUGUUUAACCGAUUCUAUGUUACAGCGCUUAUAAUGUCGUAGCGGCCGAAAUUGCAGUGUUUCCCCCGUGAAAUUCCGAAAUUUCCACCAUGAAAAUUCAAGUUUGACAGAAGUGACGGUUAGGAUGGUUCGUCGUAAGAAAAACUUUCGUAAAAAUGUUGAUAACGACGACAUGGAGGCGACUUUGGUCUCCAGUGACGACAAGUCGGGCCCCACGCCCGCCACAACCCCCCAGUGCACGCCCCGACAGCCCCCCAUCCGGAGCACCCCCAUGGCCAAGCGGCGGCGCAGCCUCAACCGCACGCUGAACGUGACGAACUUGAACAUUCUGUUCGACUCGAGCUACAUAAACCAGGGGACGCCGCCCCCAGCCCCCCACGACUCCUUCCACUCGAUCACCGAGACGCCGCGAGCGAGUCACGGCCCCCCUGAGCCCAAAAGUAAAAUCCACUAUUUGGACGCUAACGUAAACUUAAACCCGUAUGCGCGCAACCCCGAGGUGAAAUUUGUGAAGGAGCCGAGUUUGGGCGAAAUAUCGUUUUUCACGCCGAGGCUUUACAAUCAUUUGGCGUCGACGCCGAUCGCCACCAUCCUGAAGGAUUCCCCGAUUAAGGAGAGUCCGAACAACGUCAAGAGUGACGUUGACGUUGUCAAAGUCGAUAAAAUCUCGAAUUUAAUGUGUUGUCAGUCGUCGACUCCGGUGAUCGCCGCCGCCGUCGAAACGGAUCAGCAAAAGCUUCUGAAUCCGCAACGGAGUCGAAAAGUUUCGCCUAAAACUCAUCGGCCGAAGAAUUUCACUAUCGUGCAUAAUUUGUCGGCGCGCGCGCGUAAAUCUAAUUCCGGUUAUCGGACGUUUGUCGCAGAUCGCGAAGAUAAAGCCGGGAUUGAAGUCGUUUUUCAGCGGCUGAAAAGGCUGAGCAGGACCUCGAUCAAGUGGACGUGGAAAAUCGUCGAUUUGUGCAACUACAUCGGGGUGGCCUUGAAAAAGAGUUUUACUUCAAUUUUCAAUGUGUACCGCACUGAAGAGCUCUCCUCCUCUCUCCCCUCAUCGACCACAAUCUGCAAAUGCGAAAUUUACGAAUCGGAGUUAAAAAUUUGCACAUCAGAGAUUGAAUUUUUAAAAUCGGCCCUCGUCCAAAUCCGUAGUCAAGUCGACAUCCAUAAAACCUACGAUCAGGAAAUCACUCAACUCCACUCUGAACUCGCACAACUCAAAGCUGAAGUCUCCUCAAUUUGCGCCCUCAAAACAGAACUGGACGAUUUGAAACAACGCCUCAAACAACCGCCCCCUUGCACACCCCCAAUACCACCACCGCCGCCUCCUCCACCUCCACCGCCACCGGCUCCCAAAACACAAAUCGCCCCAAAGGCGAAAAAAACGAACAGUAAGAGUUGUAAUAAGGAGAAUUCGCGCCCGAUUAUCUCACUCGAUGAUAUCCUCAAGGUGAAGUUGAAGAAGACGACGGAGCGACCGACGCCACUUAGGCGGAGCACGCAGCCGAUGAUUUCGAUGGAGAUGUUGAAGCAGGUGAAGUUGAAGCCGCCGUCUAGACCGCAAACUCCAGUUGGGGAAACGAGUCCGAAUUCGGCUCUGACGCGUUUGUUGAGCGAGAAAAGCGUAUGCAGGGUUAAGAGGUUGAAAAGGGUUGGGGGCUAUAGUUUUGAUGAUGUUUGCAGACGGAACCAGCUGGCGAGGCAGGAGAGGGACAGGACUGUCAGCUGAAUGGUGUGAAUUGAUGGUAUUUUAUUGAUAGUUAUUUUUUUAUAUUGUUUAUUAUGAGCAUAUACGGCGAUUUUUUACUUUUUUAAUUUUAUGGAAGGUGGUUUGAUGAAGCGAUACAACGUGGUUGUAAAUACUCAAUUUUUGGACCUUGUGAUAUAUUUUAAUAAAGAAUUUUACUGAAGAA